Messenger RNA from Paramecium sonneborni, 652 nucleotides. The record is from the annotation of a GenBank genome assembly. NCBI's taxonomy places the organism in Eukaryota, Ciliophora, Oligohymenophorea, Peniculida, Parameciidae.
AUGAACAAUUAUGUUUACGGAUAGAACUGUAAUGAUACUUAAAAAUAUUUUUAGAAUAGAUAAUAAUUUAGCAAUUGUUCUGUAAGAUUGAGCAAUUGAUGAUAGAAAUAUAAAAAUUAACAAAUUUUUCCAAUCAAUUAAUAAUGAAUUUAUAAACAUAGGAAAACUAAUACAAUUCUCUAAAGAGACAAUUUAAUGAUAUAUGGAGUUAAUUAAGUGAGUAAUAAAAGAUCUGGUUUAAUUUAAAGAAUAAUACUCAGCAUUAUACUUUAUCAAAUGAAGCAUUCGUAAUGUCUAAUUUAAUAACUGAUAUAAGGAGUAGAGUAUCAGAAAUACAAUAAUUUAAUUAUAACCAAUAGGAUUAUUCCAAAUAGAAAAAAUGUUAAUAAUGUUCAGAAAAAGAUUAUACAAUAAGUAAUCUAAAAGCACAAAUACAAAAAUAGGCAGAAAUUUUAUUAAAAUUAUAAUGUAUAAAAUUUUAAUUAAAAUAAUAGCGGAUAGUGAAAUAGCAAGACCUUAAACCUAAAAUUGUUUUGGUAAUUAUAAUAAUCAAAGAAUUCAUACUGAAGGAUUAACAAGAUAAAGAUUUGCAUCUCAAAAACUUUUUUAAAGUAAUUUAAGUACUACAACAGCUCCUGGCUCAAAGUUUUGA